Molecule: messenger RNA, 399 nt
Organism: Sporisorium graminicola
Lineage: Eukaryota; Fungi; Basidiomycota; Ustilaginomycetes; Ustilaginales; Ustilaginaceae
Exons: 3
Coding region: 1-399 (132 amino acids)
Source: RefSeq, a predicted model, not a curated record
AUGUUUGGCAGCAUCACAACAGCAGCGAGAAGCGUCGCAUCAAGGCGCACACCAGCAGCGGUAGCGACGGCGACGGCGGCGGCGGCCGUUUCGCCUCUUCGAUCCUUAUCAACCACACGAAAACUCUCCAACGCUUCGCCAUCGGCAGCAGCGCAACAAGAAGAGGUCACAGCAGGCGAACAAAAGAUCCGCGAUAUCUUGACAGCCAAGUUCAACCCUUCCGUUCUCAAGGUGCAGGAUGUUAGUGGCGGCUGCGGAAGCUUCUACGCAAUCCAGCUCAGCUCGAAGGAGUUCAAAGGCUUGUCCACCGUCAAGGCGCAUAGACUCGUCAACGAGCAGUUGAAAGAUGUGAUCAAGGACAUUCACGGCUUGCAGUUGAGAACCGUGGCUGAAGACUAA